Maudiozyma saulgeensis is the source of this 417-nucleotide messenger RNA. The record is from the annotation of a GenBank genome assembly. Lineage: Eukaryota; Fungi; Ascomycota; Saccharomycetes; Saccharomycetales; Saccharomycetaceae.
AUGGAUUCUGACGAUUCUGAUUAUCCUUCCAGAUAUAGUGGAUAUAGAAGUGACUCUGUCGACAGAGACACAUCUGGAGCAGCACAUUCAAAUCCAGCCACGGCGAAUAGUUCAACAAACGCAAGAAAUGCAGCCGAACAACGUGAUGCUAACAACGAAUCUAAUGCAGCUGCAACUCCAAGUAACGGGGACUCUACCAAUGUGACAGCUACCACGACAAAUGUACCUACCUCCGGAGUUGAGUCUAAUCUUACCACAAGAGAAUUUCAGACUUUUAUUAUUGAUCAACUGGUAAAGAUUCAAGAACAAAAUGAAAUCCUCAAACAGAAAGUCGAAACUUUAGAACAAGAACAAGAAGCAUACUAUUUGAACAAUGCAAAGAGGCUUGAAAGUGGAUUUAGGGAUAUCACCAAGUCU